AUGCGACCUCUGCCCAGCAAGCGGAAUCCUUUGAUUGCGCCUGGCGCAGCACCUUCCUAUGAAGAGCUGGUCAGCCGUCGGCGACUGGGCAAGACAAAACUGACGGUCAAGCCGGGGCAAGUGGGAACAUCGAAUGCGACAAAGGCAGAAAAUCUGGGGCCGUUCGAGUAUGCCCAUCUGCGGGCUCCUUUACCGGAAGACCUCACCGGCUCCGAGAUCUUCGCUACUCAAUCGAACCAAGCCCACCCGGAAACAUAUUUCCUCAUGAGGAGGAGUAAAGAUGGCUUUGUGAGCGCGACCGGCAUGUUCAAGAUCGCCUUUCCUUGGGCUGCCCAUAUGGAGGAAAAGGAAGAGCGCGACUACCUCAAGAACCUUGAAUCAACGAGUCAGGACGAAGUCGCGGGCAAUGUCUGGGUGGCACCGGAAUUCGCUCUGGAACUGGCCGAAGAAUACGGGCUAUCAGAAUGGAUUCGCGCGCUUCUCGACCCAACAGACAUCACGCAAACGCCUUCGAGUUCCAAAAAGCCAAUUGCUGCGCCUCCCAAAUUCGAUCUACCCGGCGAUAAGCCUAAAUCAACUCCUCCCGCCAAAGCGCCUCGUACGAGAGUAACGCGGUCGGCGUCGCCUGCCAAAGCUGCAAGUCCGCCCAAAGUGAAGGCAUCUCCCAGAAAGAGACAGACAAAGGCUCAGAAAGAGGCCAAUCUCGCCAAUGCCAAUGCGGCGAGCGCGUCUCUCCAGUCUGCCCUCGACGACGCCGCAUCUGUGGCGGAAACCGAAUCAAAGCCAGAGUCACCGUCGUUGCCUAGCCCCCCGACGACAAACCCGGAGCCGGAGAUGGUGAAGGUUGAAGUCGAACAAUCAAUUGAAGUCGAUGGCACGACAGAGACUACGCACACGAAUGUGACGGUGGAGAUACCGGCCGGCCUGCCAGAGUUACCACUCCCGGAGGACACGGAGAAAAUGCUUGAGACGGCCAAAAAGAUGGUCGAAGAGGCCAAGACCCUGGAAAGCUCUCCGAAGAUCUCCAAGAAGCGCAAAGCGCAAGAACCAGAGCCGAGCGACAUUGAUGCAGAGCUUCCAGCACAACCCGCCAAGAAGGCGAGGGUAUUGGAAGAGAAAUUGAAGAGAGAAAAGGUCCGAACCAGGGCAGUGUUAGGUGUCACGGCGACACUGGCCAUCGCCGCUGCAAUCCCAUACUUUUUCUGA
This is a messenger RNA of Fonsecaea erecta, 1206 nucleotides long. RefSeq lists its product as hypothetical. Bases 1 to 1206 code for a protein of 401 amino acids. Gene Ontology annotation, biological process: meiotic attachment of telomere to nuclear envelope; mitotic telomere tethering at nuclear periphery. The transcript is spliced from 5 exons. NCBI's taxonomy places the organism in Eukaryota, Fungi, Ascomycota, Eurotiomycetes, Chaetothyriales, Herpotrichiellaceae. The record is from RefSeq and is a predicted model, not a curated record. Gene Ontology annotation, cellular component: nuclear membrane complex Bqt3-Bqt4. Gene Ontology annotation, molecular function: DNA binding.